Molecule: messenger RNA, 2151 nt
Organism: Knipowitschia caucasica
Lineage: Eukaryota; Metazoa; Chordata; Actinopteri; Gobiiformes; Gobiidae
Source: the annotation of a GenBank genome assembly
AUGACAAGCUUAGACCCGCUGAAAUCCGUCAUGACCAUCGGCAACGUGGAGGACACUUCUCUGGCCCUGCCUUCGGUGAACCAGUACCGCUCCGGACAGCAGAGGGUGUUGGAACAAGUGCAGAAAGUGCGCAGAUCCAAGUCCAGGCAUGGGAGCAGCAGAAGUGGAUCCACCUCGUUAUCUCCCACAGAGUUUAUCUAUGACUCUGUGGAUUCAUUGAAGUCUCCAACGUCUCUCUAUAUGAAUGGAAAUGUUAUUACUGGGAAUGGCUUUUCUCAAGUUGAUAAAUACGGAGGAACUUUGAACUGGAAAUCGAUGAACAACCUUAAAGGCUCUCACAUGAGGAGAAACACUGAAUCGUCCUUCUAUCAGUAUGGAACGCACGCUCCCAUUGGCUCCGUGAGUCAUGGUAAAGCCAUGACCAGUCGCAGUGAACCGGAUCUGGUGCAUCAGCGGAUCAGUACCAAAGGGUCCAGUUCUCCCCAAAAAUUAUCAUUUCAAAAGAGCACCCACAGGGAGAGAGAGAGACCAAGAAGCUUCCACCCGCCACAGCAUAUGCACAACGUCAACGGCACCGUCAAAAGCAAAUCCAACAAGCAGGUGGUACGCACUGUCACCACGACCAAGACUCUCCCAAAACCUGCAGUCCCAGUCCAAGUCCAAGAGACCAAGAAGAAAGAGUUUGUGUGCAAUGGAAACAGUGGUGCAACAGAAAUUACCAUGAAGGAAGCAGUAGAGUAUCUUUCCAAACCUGACGAGAAUUUCCAACAUUGUGGAGCCUCAUACAUUCAGCAUAACGCGUACAUGGACGACAACGCCAAAGAGGAGGUGUUGAAGUACAAUGGGAUCCCACCAAUGAUUUCGUUGCUUCGCAGUCCCAACUCCACACUGAGUCAGACGGCUUCAGCGGCUCUGCGUAAUCUGUCCUUUAAAAACAUUAAAGCUAAAGAGGAAAUCCAGCACUGCGGAGGCAUCACUGCAGCUGUGGCUCUUCUGCAGGAGACAGACUCUACAGAGAUGCAGAAGCAGCUCACCGGUCUUUUGUGGAACAUGUCAUCAGCCGACAGCCUCAAGCCAGAUCUGCUGAAAAAAGCUUUGCCCGUUCUGAUGGAGCGUGUGGUCCUCCCCUACACAACCAUGGGCAACAAUACAGACCCAGAGGUCUUUCUUCACACCACAGAAUGCCUUAGAAAUAUGAGCUGCACAAAACAAAGCUAUCGGCAGACGAUGAGGAACAGCCGGGGUCUGGUCGACUCUUUGGUCAGUUACGUGAAAGAUUGCAUUGAAGCCGGAAAACCAGACGAGAAGUCUUUAGACAACUGUGUGUGUACCUUGCACAACCUGACCUUCCAGCUGGAGGCUGAAGCUCCGGCUCUCUUCACGAGGAUCACCGCUUUGGCCAACAAUCUCAACCGGAAAAACAGCCACAACGACGUGGGCCCCAUCGGUUGUUUCAGUCCACAGAGCAAGGCACCGGAGCAUGAGCGUUAUUUUGACUUUGCGGUCAUAGAAGAGCCGCGUCCGAGUGGAGCAGGAUGGCUGAUUCAUUCCAAAACUAUUCAGAGCUACCUGACUUUGCUUGGAUCGAGUCAGAAAGAAGAAACACAAGAAGCGUCUUGUGGAGCUUUGCAAAAUCUCACCUUACACGACAGCAUAGUAUCCACAGUAAUGAGUCAUACUAUUGUGAACAAACUGAACGGACUUCAAGUCAUCGGCCCUUUGUUAAAGUCCGAUAAAGUAAACUUGCAAAGGAACGUAGUGUCUUUGGUUCACAACCUCACCCGGAACUCGAGCCUGCACAAGGCCUUAACCCGUAGCGUCUUACCGCAGCUGGUGGCUAUAAUCCGCUCAAAGGAAGAAAAUAAAUCUGACGACACUCUGGCCGUGGCCUGCCAGGCGGCGAAUUGUCUCUUCAUCAAGGACCCAGAGAUGAGCAAACACCUACUGAACAAGGACCUCAUAAACUCUCUGAAAGAUCUGAGCGGCAACAGUUUUCUACCUAAGUCCAGCAAGGCGGCCUCCCUGCUGCUCUACAACUUGUGGUCCGAAAAAGACACACAAAGCUAUCUUAAAAAGCUUGGCCUGAACAAAUCAUCUUUUGUGAAUGACAUCACCACAGCUGUGCACAAGUCGGUUCAAGUUGUUGAAUAA